UUUUUUUUUUUCUUCUUUCGAAUACCAAAAACUUCCAACCAUGGAUAUGUCUUCAGAUAUGCCGAUGCCGACGGACAUGCCGAUGCCCACCGAUAUGCCGAUGCCGAUGGGCAACAUGACCAUGAACAUGUACAUGCAGAUGACCUUCUACUGGAGCUCGUCCGUCACGAUUCUGUUUGACGAGUGGGCGCCCGCCACGAUGGGCGAGUACUUUGGUGCCCUCGUCGCCGUCUUCUUCCUCGGCGUCGCAUACGAGCUGACGCGCUUCCUCGCGCACUCGCUGGACAAGUCACUUCUCGCACAGUCGGCCCGUGCUUCCAACGACCACUCGGUCCUGAUCGAGAAGCGCCACGUCAACGGCUCGGGCAGCUCCCGCGUCAACUUUGGUCUGUUUGACCAGCUCAAGCGCGCCCUGCUGCACAUGAUCCAGCUGACUCUGGCCUACUUGCUCAUGCUGGUUGUCAUGACCUACAACGGCGGUCUCUUUAUUGCUGCCAUCGUCGGCAGCGGCGUCGGUUUUUUUCUCUUCUCUCGCAGCAAGGUCGUGGAUUCAAGCGAGGAGGUCUGCCACUAACGACCCGAUUCCGCUCGCUGCUUCCCACGAAGCGGCCCUCGACCUUUCUACUUCUGACCUUGGUGGCGAUCGUUGUCACACUGAUCCUGAUGAAUCAUCCAUGACCCUUGCUACUACUCCUGUCCAGCCAAGUGUUGCUGGCAUCCGCACUUUGUCUGUCACACGAGCGUACCAGCCGUUGCGCGACCAAAGCGAUCAUUUGGAUGAUCUUGCCAGUGGUGGUGACGAUGACCUCUUUGCUGCCACUUCCCCGUCGUGACUUUUGUUGGCUGUUGUGUGAUGUUGUGGAUGUUUUUUUUUUUUUUGCUUCUUCUUCUUCUUCUUCCCGCCGAUGUUACAGUAGUUGCUUUUUUGGUUGUUGUUCUUCCUCUUUGUCGAAUGUUUGCUGCAAUUCUUUCAUUACAGCACUUGGAAUUCUCUCGUCUUUGUCUGAAAUCCAG
Molecule: messenger RNA, 1014 nt
Organism: Capsaspora owczarzaki ATCC 30864
Lineage: Eukaryota; Filasterea; Ministeriida; Capsasporidae
Exons: 2
Coding region: 41-574 (177 amino acids)
Biological process (GO): copper ion transmembrane transport
Cellular component (GO): membrane
Molecular function (GO): copper ion transmembrane transporter activity
Source: RefSeq, a predicted model, not a curated record